Messenger RNA from Bombus terrestris (buff-tailed bumblebee), 1963 nucleotides. RefSeq names its product N-acetylgalactosamine kinase (gene Galk). The transcript has 10 exons. Gene Ontology annotation, molecular function: ATP binding; galactokinase activity. NCBI's taxonomy places the organism in Eukaryota, Metazoa, Arthropoda, Insecta, Hymenoptera, Apidae. The coding region runs from base 206 to 1636 and encodes 476 amino acids. The record is from RefSeq and is a predicted model, not a curated record. Gene Ontology annotation, cellular component: cytoplasm; cytosol. Gene Ontology annotation, biological process: carbohydrate phosphorylation; galactose metabolic process.
AAUCGGACAACUCAUACGGAAAGUGGAUAUUAAAAAUAAGCUAUAUAAAUUUUAAAGUCGAUUCAUUAAAUCGAUUGACAGAACAGAGUGGUUCAAAAAUUGAAAGCAUUUUGUAAUUUCUGUUCGGUAAAGAAGAGACACGGAGAUAUUUGCAUACGUUUAUGCUUCUAAAAUGCUUCUGCAGUAACGAUUACUUUACUCUAGCAUGUCGCACAACACGAAUAGGGAAUGCAGCGUGGAAUCGGAAGAACGAGUUCCCAUUUUGCAACCAGAUGAGCAACUAUCGAAGAGACUGAAUAUUUUGACUGAUCACUUUCAGUCGACGUACAAUGUGAAACCUUCGUUUUUCGUCAGAGUUCCGGGAAGAGUUAAUUUAAUUGGCGAACACAUCGAUUACUGCGGAUAUGCUGUUUGUCCGAUGGCCAUUGAACAAGAUAUACUCGUUGCUGUAGCACUCUCGAAGGGCAAUGACAUUCGUCUUACAAAUAUAGACCCGAAAUACAAAUAUUUCCAGUGCAAUUUCAAAGACGUUAGUGUUUGCAUCAAGGACGCCGGCAGUGGUCCAGACUGGUACAAAUAUUUCCUCUGCGGUGUGAAAGGAGCUCUUGAAGUGAUCCCAGAGGAAUGCGCACCUUCGGGAAUCUUGGCUGCAGUUUGGGGUAACAUUCCUCCUAAUUCAGGGCUCUCGAGCUCUAGCGCGCUAGUUUCUGCCGCUGUUCUUGUGACUGUGCAUAUAAGCCAGUACCAAUUGCCAAAACGCGAGUUGGCUACCAUCAGCGCCAGCGCUGAGAGAUAUAUCGGCACUCAGGGUGGCGGAAUGGAUCAAGCGAUCGCGUUCCUCGGAAAGGCAGGUUCUGCAAUGCUAAUCGAGUUCAACCCCUUGCGUGGUACCGACGUCACGUUACCGAAAACCGCAGUGUUCGUAAUAGCGCACAGUCAGGCUUGUCACAACAAAGCCUCCACAACGGAUUAUAAUCUAAGAGUUGCGGAAUGUCGAUUGGCAGCGCAGAUGAUAGCAAAGAAACGGAACAAACCUUGGGAACGUGUACAAAGAUUAAUCGAUGUCCAGGAAAGUCUUGGUAUGAGUGAAGAUGAAAUGGUCUCUGUUGUAACAACCGACCUCCACGAAGAGCCAUAUACUUUGAACGAGAUCAGCAAGAGCCUCGACACGACAAACGAGAGGCUCCGAGAAAUAUCGUCGGUGCAAUCCUUUGGCGAUGCGCAACCUUUUAAACUGAAGCAGCGUGCCCUUCAUGUGUAUCAAGAGGCAGCCAGAGUGGUCAAAUUCCAGCGUAUCAGCGAGGAAAGUGCCAUUACAGAAGACGAGAAGCUACGACAGCUAGGCAACCUAAUGUCCAACAGCCACGCCAGUCUGCGCAAACUAUACGAGUGCAGCCAUCCCAACGUUGACUCGCUCGUCGACAAAGCUAUGGCAUGCGAUGCAUUCGGAGCAAGACUCACGGGAGCUGGGUGGGGUGGUUGCAUAGUGGCCAUCACAACGAAAAACAAGGUUUCUCAAUUUGUGGAUAAGCUGAAAGAGGAGAUCGGCCGAUGUGAGAUAAAAGACGAGUUCAAGCUGGGCGAUCUGGUCUUUCCGACGGAACCGAAUCAGGGUGCUGCAAUUUAUACAACCUAGUUGUCUUUUUCUAUUUUCAUUUCACAUUCUUCUUACAUUUCAUAAGUCGUUGACUAUCUAUUUACCAAACGUUCACCUAAUUAUCUCUGCGAUCAUGUAAUAGUACAUGUACAAAGAAUAGAUAAAUUCAAUGUCAGGAUAAUCUGUAUCCUGUAUAUCGUAUGUGAAUAGCGUUUACUAUUUGUCGAUUAUGAUCCAUGAUGCCUUCUCGCGGCUAAUGGUACACCUAUAGUUAAUGAAAUUUAUAUGGCAAAUAUAUGAAAUUUUAAUAUUUUAUAAGUUUAUAAGAAAUAAUAUGAAAUAUACAAACGGAGGAUUAUACAAAUA